This is a messenger RNA of Vespa crabro (European hornet), 1017 nucleotides long. RefSeq names its product ragulator complex protein LAMTOR4 homolog (gene Lamtor4). The transcript has 2 exons. Bases 293 to 604 code for a protein of 103 amino acids. Lineage: Eukaryota; Metazoa; Arthropoda; Insecta; Hymenoptera; Vespidae. Gene Ontology annotation, biological process: cellular response to amino acid stimulus; positive regulation of TOR signaling. Gene Ontology annotation, cellular component: Ragulator complex; lysosome. Gene Ontology annotation, molecular function: guanyl-nucleotide exchange factor activity. The record is from RefSeq and is a predicted model, not a curated record.
CCUAUCCUACCAAUCACAUUGCUUCUCUCACAUUACAUGAGUUUCUUCAUUGUUUUUCGUUAUAGCAAGUAUUGUUAGUGAAAAACUUGAGAAUUUUAACGUAAUAUUGUGCAAACGUAUCAUGUUCACAUAGUAAAAGAAGAAGAAGAAACAUUGAUAAUAGCUGUAAAUAGUUAUUAAUAAAUAACUACGUUGAAAAUACAAAAUUAUGCGUCUGUCUAUUAUAAAUCGUAAAUAUUAGUGCUAAUAAUAGUAAAAAGAAAAAAAAAAAAAGAAAAACAACUGAAUAAAAAUGUUAUCUAUCGAAAGAAUCCCUGAUCAAAUUGGAUAUUUAGUUCUAACAGAGGAUGGAGCAGUAAUAUCGUCCGGUGGCGAUUUAGAGAAUGAUGAAAGAAUUGCUAGUGUUAUUGUGGGUUUGGUAAUGUUGACAAAUAAAAUAGACCCAAAAGCAUUUCCCAUGGGUGAAGCUUUUGAAAAAAUAUCAAUUACAUAUCCAGAUCAUUGUUAUAUUAUUUGUCUCUCGAAUAAGAAGAUCUAUGUAGUAAAGAAAAAAUUAUCAUUGCCAGAACAAAAUAUUGAACCACAACAAUUUAUUGAUGUUUAAGUAUAAAUAUGUGUGUAUGCGUGCGUGCGCGUGGAAGUGUGUGUGUGUGUGUGUUAAUACAUUCAAAGCAAAUUCACUAUAAUUUUUUUUCAAUUUUCUUAUACUGAAAACCAGUUACAAUAGAAAAAAAAAAUUUCAAAACUGGUUACAGCGAACUUCUGUCAUUAAAACGAGGAUGAAAAUUAUAAAAUUUUUAUCGAGCUUAUAAGAAAUUGUUCUUUGAAAUUAAUAAAAAAAAAAAAGUUUUCAUGUUACAAAUAACAUAGAGAAUAUAAUAAAUUUGAGAAAGAGUAAAAUAAAAAUAAAAUAUUUUAAAACCCAUUUACCUAUUCUACAAUUUUAUGAAUGUAUUUGAUAUUUAUGUAUUAGAUAUUGCUUACAUGCUUUUAUAAUAUACAUUAAAUUACUUAUAA